GUCGGUUUGUCUUAUAUGUCACAUCAAACGCUACACACCAUAGUUGUUGUAGAGCCUCCUACUUCCACGAGUACAACGCCGAUCUCGACUACGUCUGCCAGGUCACCACGCCUACCGUUGACCGAGAACGUCAUGUCGACUUCUAAUGCUAAGAGGAAGCGAUCUGCUGAUGAAGAUCAAGAGAGUGCGUUCAUUCAGUUUGCAUCGUCGCAGAAGAUUAAUGUCACAGCUUCUAAGGUCCGUCGGGAGGAGCGUCGUCCAAUGACACGCGACAUCAAAAAGUGGGAACCAAAAUCCAGUGUCGAGCGUAUCGUCGAUGAAUGCUUUGAAGCUCACUGUGGUUGGCUCAAGAAGCACCAGAAGCCCGAAUUAGAUCGCACCGCAAUGGAUCAGUACAGAGCUCAAGUCACAGAGAUCAUGAGCAAAGUCGAGACUCCUAAACACAUCUCCCACCUAGGCGAUAUCCUCAUUGCACUAGCCACCCAACGCGAGCAGAUCGCCAUCCAAGCGGCUCUCGCCACUACCCUACCUAACGACAUCCGCAACGCCCUCGAUGCACUACAUCUGAAGCAGAACAGUCCCAUCACUGACCAAUCGCCGGGACCCAUCAACACAAGCAGCUUCGACUUCAAUCUCCGCAACGUAGUAGCAAAGACCCAGUACUGCAGUGACUUCCUACACCCUCUGGGAUUGUCACUCAACAGUCCCAGCACAGAUGAGAUCUAUUGCAUUCCGCACGCGGCUGCAAUGGUCGUGAAGAAGAAGCUCGCCGAGGUGUCGGAGGAGAAGCUGCGUGAGUAUCAGAAGGGGCUUGCUGCUCGGCGUGAGGACCAUGAGAAAGAACUACGGGCGCAGGAAGACGGGUAUAAGACGAUGAUCUCUGAUGAAGUGGAGAAGCACAAGAGGGAACUUAUUUCUCUGAGAGAUGGGUAUGAGAAGAAGUUUGCUGAGCUGCGGGAAGCGCAUAGGGAAGAGCUUCGAGGAGUGAAGGCGGGCCACAAGGAUGAUGUCGAUAGGCAUAUCCAAGCUCGACGCAAUGCAGAUGAGCGCGAGAAAGCGCAUUGCCAGCGAGCAGAAACGGCCGAGCAGCAAGCGCGAAAAACCAGAGAAGAGAAGGAAGACCUCGAGCGCCAGUUCCUCAUCUUCAAAACCGAAGCCGAGCACCAUCAAGCAAAGCAAGCCAAAGACGAAGAAACACAACGCAAGCUCCACGAAAAAGCCACCGCCCGCCAAGCCCUACAAAGAACCGGCAAAACGAACAAACUCGCACUACAAGACCUCACCAAUCUCGUCACCACCGGUACAGUAACACCAGCCAAGCUCGAAGCCCUGAAUAUGCCAGACAAAACCGCCUGUCUCACCGGCCUGAAAGAUCUCUGGCGCUCAAGCAACACGCUCAUCAGGACCAUCACGCCCCACGACCUUCUAACCGAUUCUGACAUGUUGCUCGCGUUCGACGUCAACGUCAUCGCGCAGGCUCGUUGCUUCAUGUACAUGCUGCAGUGCUGGGGGUACACGGCAGCAGAGCUUCUCGCUACUGAGUGGGAGCUCAGAGCGAUGGUUCGUCUGCAAUCUGGGCUGGUCCCGCAUGAGGAUCUGGAGCCGCUUGCUGGGCUGAAGAGGGAUGUGGAUUUUAUCUGUUUGACGCUGCGUGAAGCUGCUGAGCUGGUUCAGGCGCCCAACCCGCUUCAUAUGUCCUUCGCGUCUUCGACGUCUACGCAGCAGCCUAGCGUGUUCGAUCUGUCGUUCGGCUCGUCGACGGGUAGUACCUCCAUGACCGCAACAUCCACAGCUCCAUUUAUUCUUCCACCAACCACCGGACCCUUCGGAGUCACUCCUACUCCCUUCACCCUUCCAUCCCCUACUCCCACCACCCCCAACCAACCCCCAAUCGACACAAACCCCCCAGACCCCAUGACCGGCAUCGAGCACCCGGAAACACACACCAUAACCCUCCCUGCCCAUCCCCAAAAACCACAAGAAUGCCUAAACUUCCUCCUCCACAAGUGCCACAAAACCGCCGCGGCAUGCCAAUACCGCCACCCGAUCUGCGCUCACUUCCGAAAAGGCAGCUGUAGAUUCGGCGAUACAUGUCGGCGGAGCCAUGACCCAUCUGCUUUAAAUAACACGAGUUCUAUCUUCCCUGCUCCAGCCGCAGCCGCAGCCUUCGCGCAAACCCCCGCGCUCUCCGCUGCGGCCAAGAAAUUAGUUCGUAACGCACUGAACCCGUCGGGCCAGAGUCCCAGCAACCUCAGCAACGUAAAUUACUUCCAAACCCCCUCCCCCGCCCCCGUCAAAAACUCAGUAUGCACCCCCUUCCUCCACAACAAAUGCCCCCGCGGCAACUCAUGUACCUACCAACACCCGACAUCCCGAAUUCCCUGUCCGCGGUAUGCGAGCGGUGCGUGUUCGCUCGGUGCGGCGUGUGAGAUGGUGCAUGAUCCCCGGGCGCGGCGGGCUGGUAGUGCUGCGAAUACGAAGGCGGUGCGUGGGCAGCUUGCGUGUCGGUUUGAGGGUACGGGGGUGGGGUGUAGGAAAGUCGGAUGUUCGUUUUUGCAUACAAGUCGCAAAUUGAAAGCGGUUGGUGAACCGGGGGAGGAGGGGUUCUUUGCGGAUAGCGGUAUUGCGAAACCCGCCGAAGGAGCGGAGGUCUUCUUCGCAGAUAAUCCCGCGCCGUACUAUACGCCCCCGGUUUUCGAGAAGAGUAGUGUGAAUCCUCUGCAGAGUAUUCUGGAUCGGGAUCGCGGGAGAAGGGCGGGACGGGCGAAUGGGCAGAUUGAUGGGGGCGCGGCGGGGAGGGAGGGGGAGGGGGUGAGGAGAUGCUGUAGGGGGUUGUGGGAUGGGGAUGGUCUUGUUUUAUGGCGUUUUGCUCGUUUUGCUUCAACUUCUUCUCUGUGUUUGUCUGUCUGCCUGUCGGCUUAUUAG
Messenger RNA from Dothidotthia symphoricarpi CBS 119687, 2925 nucleotides. RefSeq lists its product as uncharacterized. Gene Ontology annotation, molecular function: metal ion binding; RNA binding. Lineage: Eukaryota; Fungi; Ascomycota; Dothideomycetes; Pleosporales; Dothidotthiaceae. Gene Ontology annotation, cellular component: nucleus. The transcript is spliced from 3 exons. The record is from RefSeq and is a predicted model, not a curated record. Bases 16 to 2925 code for a protein of 969 amino acids. Gene Ontology annotation, biological process: negative regulation of DNA-templated transcription.